This is a messenger RNA of Anguilla rostrata (American eel), 3293 nucleotides long. RefSeq names its product RAB43, member RAS oncogene family (gene rab43). The record is from RefSeq and is a predicted model, not a curated record. The transcript is spliced from 3 exons. Gene Ontology annotation, molecular function: GTP binding; GTPase activity. Gene Ontology annotation, biological process: vesicle-mediated transport. Lineage: Eukaryota; Metazoa; Chordata; Actinopteri; Anguilliformes; Anguillidae. The coding region runs from base 267 to 893 and encodes 208 amino acids. Gene Ontology annotation, cellular component: Golgi cisterna; trans-Golgi network.
CGGCGUAGGACACCAAUGUGAAAAUGCUCUAUCUUUUCCUUGUUAAUCGAAUCAGGCAUGGCGCUAGGAUACCUACAAGGGCCGUAUCUGUUCACGUCCCUUCCGCGUUGGCAAUUCCGCCGGUGUGGGGAUAUCCACGUCAGUUUCAUCUUUAUAAACAGAAAUCAACUUCUGGUUAACUAGCUUGUUGUUAAGUAACGGCAUAUGCAAUACAUAUCUCUGGCAGCUUAGCUUAGGUAGCUACCAUCUAAACAGCCGCUACAGAUAUGUCAUCAAUUGAGACCGAUGAUACCUACGAUUUUGUCUUUAAAAUAGUUUUAGUUGGAGAUGUCGGGGUGGGCAAAACUUGUGUGGUUCAACGUUUCAAAACUGGCGUAUUUAUCGAGAGACAAGGAAAUACAAUUGGGGUGGACUUUACAAUGAAGACUAUGGAUAUUCAAGGAAAGAGAGUCAAGCUGCAGAUCUGGGACACAGCUGGACAGGAGCGUUUCCGCACCAUCACGCAGAGUUACUACCGUAGCACAAAUGGUGCCAUCAUCACCUAUGACAUCACUAAGAAGGCCUCCUUCAUGUCUGUGCCGAAGUGGAUGGAAGAUGUCAAGAAAUAUGGAGGCUCCAACAUUGUUCCUCUUCUAAUUGGUAAUAAAUCGGACUUGGAAGAGAUGCGUGAAGUCCCCUUUGAAGAUGCACAGACAAUGGCUAACCAACUGGAGUUCAUCCAUGCUAUAGAAACGUCAGCAAAGAGCUCCAGCAACGUGGAUGAGGCCUUCAACAAAAUGGCUGCCGAACUCAUCCUUAGGCAUGGUGGGCCCAUGUUCAAUGAAAACGUUACGGACAGCUUCAAACUCAACAGCAAGGACGUAGCCGCCGAGGGUUGGGGAUGUGGAUGUUGACACCUAACCUAAUCCAUAGUAAUACUGUAGAGCUGUGGAUAUUGAUGUCAUUCUCAGAGUUAAUGUGUGUUCCUGAGCUGGCAGAACAAGUUAACCUGUGCAAUACAUCAACUCACGCCUAAUAUUAUUUUACUGGGACCAGUUUCAGCACUUCAGUGUAGCAGUAGCUCAGCUCAGCUGAAAUGAAACCAAUGUGAGGAAGUUGCCUGUAAAUGGCCAGUAAAAGUCUGCCAUGAAGCACAUGCAAAUUUAAAGAACAGUUGCACAGGGCAGAGGAACUGUAGCAAUCGGCGGAAUAUUUAUGUACAAACAAGUUAAUUAUUACCGCCUAGAGAUGAUCACACACAGCAAACAUGGAGGAUAAUCACUAGCCAUGUUGUAAUUCCACUGUUCGACCAGAAAAUGUCACAUUUAUGCUGAGCUUUUUGUUUUUCUUAACAGUGUUCAAUAGAAAGAGAAACAAUGCAAAUCAGGCAUCAUCCAUGUGGUGGUGGUGGUGGUGGUGGUGGGGGGAGGGGAGGGGGUAUUUGUAUCUGAUCAAAUCAGAGCACCAGGAACAUCAACAUCGGUAUGAUUUAAAUUAUGAUUUAUGCUUGUUCUGCGAAAGAACAUGCGGUUACUAUGGUACUGUCCAACUUCUGAUUGAUUUCUAUGUGUGUAUUUAUUACACUGUAAUUUAAGUCAACAAUAUCUUUAAGAAAAUAAGAUUUAAAAAUGUAAUGCAACUGAAACUGAAUUUAAUAGCAAAAAUAUUUUAUGUACCUUCAUUAGAAUUUUAUCUUAAGUGUUAAAUAAUGGUUCAAUGCCAUUAGCCCAGACUUUUUUGUCAUUGACUUAUCUUGGCUUUUGCUCUUUUAUGAAAACAAUCAGAACAGUUUAAUUUGCACCCUUAAAAUACAUUUUGUAUGAAUGAUCAUUUUCCUUUCUAGUGUGCAGUAAUCCAGUCUGCUCAGUGUCUUCAGCAACAGUUACAGUAGUGAAAUAUUCAAAUGGAAAAAGGAAAUGUCUUAAUACAUGUUAGUUCAGUGAUGAUUUGUUUUAUUGCUCAAUUCUGAGGCAUAUACACCACAUGGCUAAAUUUGAUUUAACCGUCACAGAGAUGAGAGGAUUCCCCACAGUGUAGAAGGGUUCUUUGUGGACACCGUCUGGUGGGCCAUUUUAUUGUCCGAGAGGACCUGCUUGCCACAGAUAUGCACUCUGCGGCAAGUCAAUUUACUUCUGCUUCUGUUGCCAAUAAAUGAUGUCAUAUUUUCUAAUUUUUCACUAUGUGGCUGGAUGACUAAAAAUAGCAUAGUGUGUUGACAGCUGUGUGAUCUAGAGGGAGAUGGUGUAUAACUUCUGGGAGGGGUGGAUACAACUAUUCGUCAACUGCUAUUAUAACAGAAAUGUGAGUUUGGGAAUGAAGGAAACCAUUAUGAGUAUUAUUACAGUCCUGUGCAAUGAAGGAUCCGUCUGAAAUUAAUCAAUACCAAGGCUAGUUGUCAGGUAGAGGAAUCACUUUCCUAGUGCAGUAGACUAGGCCGUGUAAUUCAUCUUAAUAUCAAACUUGAAAUUCUUCCUAUAAAUUGGCAUGGACAGUGAUCAGGUGCAGAAUUGGUAUUUCUCAGUAAUUAACUGCCUAUGAGCAUACCUCAAAGCCAUGUAGGAAUUAAAAUGGCAAACUAUGAAUUCUUGGAAAACUGUCUCAUUAAGUUUAACAUGAAAUAGUAUGUGCAAAAAUAGUUGUAUGAGGAAAAGAAUUUCAACAUGUCAAGUUUAAAGUUCUUUUUUACAACAUUUUGGAACAAUUUACUCUGCAUUUCAGAACUUUAAAGGCAGUUGGAGUAGAUUAUUUUAGUGUUUAUGUCAUUUUCUUCUUUCCUUGCUAAGUAAAAAAGUUGCCUUUAUGGAUUUUAAUCAUUUUCUUGUUAAAACAUUUUAGUGUGGUCUCCUAUUGCAUUAGCAUAUGAAGGCAGAUAUCAGGAAUUAUAUUACUGUAAAUCUAUUUCUAUUUUCUUAGAUUCUAUUUUGUAUGGUACCUGUUCAUUAAAAUACAAAUCAAAAAGCAAAAUAUUUGUAAUUUUAAUACUAUAUACAUAUUUAGGAUGGUUGUGAUUACGAUACUUCUAAUGACUUGAAAAUGUAUUUAAUAUAAUGAUAGAGAGGGUGACAUAUAUAUUCUCUUUGUUUUAAUUGAGUGCCUUUAAUGCUUAUUCUCUCAAAAGUAGGAACAGGACUGAUGACUAUUUGUUUGUGUGUUUAAAAAUACGAAUAGGAUACAUAUAAGUAUGAAUUGUUGAUAAGCUUCUUUAUUACCCAGUCACUUUUAUUAAUCAUAUUUUAUUUCAUCUGUAUUCUGAGUAAAUUCUUUAAAUUAUUUCUGUGUUUAUACUGAAUAAAUGACAGUUUCUGAAGAAUGUA